UUCACUUUUCUGAUGACGCGCGGCUUUUUGCGCGUGUUUGCUCCACUCUUUCUCUCAGCCCGCCGCCAACGACGUCGUUCCAAACCUCUCUGAAAACGAAGGCCGGCCCCUUUCUCACUCUCACCAACCAAAUCAUCAGCUGCAAAUGGGUUGUGGUCUUCUCCCCUUAAAUAAGGACUCUGAAACUCAAACUUUACUUUGCCUUUUGAAGUUAAGGAGCUCUUCUCAUGGCAUAUUCCACCACUUCUUGGCGGCUGCUCGUCUGCUCCCUCUCUCUCUGUCUCUUGCCACUCGUUGCAUCUCAGCUCACUCAUCCUUCCGAAGUGGAGGCUCUGAAUUCGAUUGCUAAGCAUUGGGAUUUGGGAAAAUGGAGUUUCAGUGUGGACCCCUGCACCAUAAAUAGUCCUUGGAGUUUCCCGAACAACCCUGGAAUUGGCUGUGAUUGCUCCUCCUUUGGUAACUCUACAUGCCAUGUCACACAUAUGAAAAUCUAUGCCCUGGAUAUAUCUGGAACAAUCCCCAUGGCAUUGUUCAAUCUGACUGAGCUGAUGGACUUGAAUCUGGCUCAGAAUAUAUUAAAUGGGUCAAUACCUCCUCAAUUUGGGCAGCUGUCAAAGAUGCGAUACUUGAGCCUUGGUAUAAACAAUUUCACAGGACCAGUGCCUGCAGAGCUUGGCAAUCUCACAUCACUAAUCUCAUUGAGCUUUAGUUCAAAUAAUUUGAGUGGUCCUUUGCCAAAAGAACUUGGGAAUCUUACCCCCCUGGAGCAGUUGUACAUUGACAGCAGUGGGAUGAGUGGCAAUAUUCCAAAAGAAUUAGUGAACUUGAAGGCAUUGAGGAUACUUUGGGCAUCUGAUAAUCUCUUCACAGGGAACUUGCCAGAGUUUUUUGGGACACUGACGAACCUUGAGAACCUGCGUCUCGAGGGGACCUCUUUGAAUGGCCCAAUUCCAACAAAUUUUGCUGCUCUAACCAAGCUGACAGACCUGAGACUUGGUGGACCAAUGCUGGGGAAAUCCUCUCUUUCAUUUGUGAAAAACCUAAGAAGUUUAUCCAUAUUAUCUUUGAGAAAUUGCCAAAUUUCUGGUGAACUUCCGGUACAGCUUGGAGAUUUUCCUAAUUUGCUUUACCUGGAUCUGAGCUUUAACAAGUUAACAGGUCAAAUACCAAGUUCAUUUCAGAAUCUUAAAUCAUUGGAAAUACUGUAUCUUGGGAACAAUAACCUUUCUGGGCCAUUCUCAUCACAAAUUAUGCCACCAAAACUUAUGGCAUUAGACCUGUCCUUCAACCAACUUUGGGGAACUUAUCUAUCGAAUGACAUACAAAGUGGACUUGUAGUGAAUUUGGUGGGAACUCGUGUGGAUGUCAAUACUUUAUAUGACAGGAAGACUUCAGAUGUAUUUCGCUGCCUACAGGAGGGCUACUCAUGCAGUGACAAAGUUCCAACUUAUAAAUCAUUUUCGGUAAAUUGUGGAGGCCCAGAGCAGACAUCUGCUACAGGCAUUGUUUAUUCUGAUGACUCUGAGACACUUGGGUCUGCCUCCUUCUACACAAGCACAGAGCAGGUUUGGUCAGUGAGUAAUACAGGUAUCUUCAUCUCCAAUCCUAAUGGCCCAAAGUUUAUUGCAUCUACCGACUCCCAAAUCAUGGGUACCUUAGAGUCAGAGCUAUAUAAGACAGCAAGAAUUUCACAAAGUUCAUUGAGGUACUAUGGGACUAGCCUGAUUAAUGGGAAAUACUACGUAGAACUUCACUUUGCAGAGAUAGUUAUGGAUGAUUCAGUAUCCUGGAAAGGGCUGGGAAGGCGCAUAUUUGAUGUCUACAUACAGGGAGAGAGAGUUCUGAAAGACUUUGACAUCAAGGCUGAAGCAAAAGGUGCUUACAGAGCCAUUGUCAAAACAUUCGAUGCAAAUGUAACGAACAAUGUCCUAGAGAUCCACUUUUUCUGGGCUGGAAAGGGAACUUGCUGCAUUCCAUUUCAAGGAACAUAUGGACCUUUAGUAUCUGCGAUGCGCAUUUAUCAACAAGGUUCCACAAGUGCUAGUUUUUCAUCAAGAAAUGACAAAAGGCGUAGAGGAGUUCUUUUGGGGCUUGUGCUUGGAGGUGCAGGUGGCUUGUUGAUCGCUUCAUCUAUUGUCUAUUUGUGGCGGAAGAAGGAUGAGAAUCGGCACUUCAAAGUACACACAGACUCACCGAGAAAAGUGUGAUGCAUGAGUAAGAAGAGUGGUUAUUGUUUAGUGAAGGAACAUCUACAUGGAUCAAAUAACAGGCAAAUGUAUAUUGGUCUGUAUUUGCGUGGUCCUUAAUAGCGAAUGUUAUGUAUGUAUAUAUGUAUUCAUGUGACCUCUGUAUGCAUUUCUAUAAAUGUCUGCAUUUGUGUGGUGUUUGCUUUGUA
Messenger RNA from Amborella trichopoda, 2395 nucleotides. RefSeq lists its product as uncharacterized. NCBI's taxonomy places the organism in Eukaryota, Viridiplantae, Streptophyta, Magnoliopsida, Amborellales, Amborellaceae. Gene Ontology annotation, molecular function: protein binding. The record is from RefSeq and is a predicted model, not a curated record.